AUGCUCAUCCGGUUCGCGCAGGCAGUCCUGAAUAGGUCAAACUGUUUCACUGGGUUCCCUGGGGCAGUCGACACCAAAGCCAUCUGCUUGCUGUCUGACGACGAAGGCGCUUCCGUCGCCGAGCCACUCAUCGCUCGCGCCAUGUCCGCGUACCAUUUCUACGGCGGUUUCAACAUUCAACCCUGCGGCGCCAGCAGCGCCAGUGCGUACGGCAAGAACUGGUCCACGGCCAAGAAGGAGGCCUACUGGGAAGACGCUCGGAAUGGCUAG
Ascochyta rabiei is the source of this 270-nucleotide messenger RNA. RefSeq lists its product as uncharacterized. Bases 1 to 270 code for a protein of 89 amino acids. The record is from RefSeq and is a predicted model, not a curated record. NCBI's taxonomy places the organism in Eukaryota, Fungi, Ascomycota, Dothideomycetes, Pleosporales, Didymellaceae. The transcript has a single exon.